Molecule: messenger RNA, 1719 nt
Organism: Recurvomyces mirabilis
Lineage: Eukaryota; Fungi; Ascomycota; Dothideomycetes; Mycosphaerellales; Teratosphaeriaceae
Gene: ubp10
Product: Ubiquitin carboxyl-terminal hydrolase 10
Exons: 1
Coding region: 1-1719 (572 amino acids)
Biological process (GO): protein deubiquitination; spliceosomal complex assembly; mRNA processing
Molecular function (GO): zinc ion binding; cysteine-type deubiquitinase activity
Source: RefSeq, a predicted model, not a curated record
AUGGCGAAACGAGCAGCAGAAGAGGCAUUGGACGUGUCAUCGGGAUCGCCGGCGUCGAAGAAGGCAAGAAUACAAGAUAUGGCGGACAAAGACCUGCCUCCUCCCCCUCCAGCACCAGCAGAAGAAGUGCGAGUCGCGACCAACGGGCACGAAAACGGACAUCAUAGUAUGGUCGAGGAGGUAGAUGAUGAUGAUGAUGAUGAUGACGAGAAAGAUGAAGAUGAGACUCGGCCAGCCAAACGAGCACGCAACGCAGGACCCGAUGCGCGCUACUCGGAUCUCUACCUCGACACCAUCUCGCGCAAGAAUAUGGACUUUGACUUUGAAAAGCUCUGUUCCGUCACCCUCUCCAACAUCAACGUCUACGCUUGCUUAGUAUGCGGCAAAUACUUCGCUGGUCGGGGAGCCAAGACCCCAGCCUACUUUCAUGCGCUGGAAGUGGGACACCAUGUCUACGUGAAUAUGGAGACGAAGAAGGUGUACGUGCUGCCGGAGAGUUACGAGGUGCAGAGCCAGAGCCUGGACGACAUCAAGUUCGUCGUCGACCCGACAUUCUCCGCGGAAGAAGUCAAGUCGUUGGACAGGCGGAAAGAGCCCAGCUGGGACCUGCUGGGACGGAAAUACACCCCCGGAUUCGUCGGCCUGAACAACAUCAAAGCAAACGACUACUUCAACGUCGUCGUGCAAGCACUCGCCCACAUCCCGCCCCUCCGCAACUUCUUCAUGCGCGAAGACCUCUCCACCGCACCCCAACUCCCCCAACGCCUCAGCACCCUGAUCCGCAAACUCUGGAACCCGCAAGCCUUCAAAAACCACGUCAGCCCCCACGAACUCCUGCAAGAGAUCAGCUUACGGAGUAACAAGAAAUUCACCCUCACCUCCCAAGGCGACCCCGUCGACUUCCUCAGCUGGUUCCUCAACAACCUGCACCUCACCCUCGGCGGCCACAAAACCAAACCCCACUCCUCCCUCAUCCAGAAAAUCUUCCAGGGCACCCUGCGCCUGGAAUCCCAACCCAUCACAGCAUCCGGCACCUCAGCUUCCGGCCAAAUGCGCUUCGACGACAACACCAGCUCAAUCAAGACCCAAACAACCCCCUACACAAUCCUCACCCUCGACCUCCCCCCCGCCCCACUCUUCCAAGACGACACGGAGAAAAAUAUCAUCCCCCAAAUCCCCCUCACCACCAUCCUACAGAAAUACAACGGCACCACGACGCAAGAAAAACUAGACAAGAGACUCCGCUACCGCCUCCUCCACCCCCUCCCCCCGUACCUAAUCAUGCACAUCAAGCGUUUCCAAGCCAACAAAUUCCUCGCGCAGGCUCAACGGAAUCCGACGAUCGUGACGUUCAACCCCCGGGCGUUGGAUCUAUCGCCUUUUGUCCAGCCGGACCCGUCACACCACCCAGGCGGUGAGCCUAUCAUAUAUGAGCUGGUGGCGAAUAUUACCUAUGAGGGCGUGAAGGUGAGGGAUGAUAGCGUGGAGGGGGAGGCUGAGAAGCGGGUGUGGAAGGUGCAGGUGAGGGAGGGAGGCGUAGGGGAUGGGAUGGGGACGGGGAAGGGGAAGGGGAGUGGGGGGGAGGGGAGGCAGUGGUGGGAGAUGCAGGAUUUGUUCGUCCGGCGCGUGGAGGAGGAGUUGUUGGGGACGAGGGAGAGUUUUGUUAUGGUUUGGGAGAGGCGGAAGGGGGCUGCCGUCAAGGGCAAGGGAAAGGUGUAA